Molecule: messenger RNA, 1432 nt
Organism: Schistocerca serialis cubense
Lineage: Eukaryota; Metazoa; Arthropoda; Insecta; Orthoptera; Acrididae
Exons: 6
Coding region: 329-1432 (367 amino acids)
Source: RefSeq, a predicted model, not a curated record
CGCGCGCACUCGCCCCGCGUCCCAGCUACCUGCCGCUGCUGGCUGCUGCCGCGAUGUGAUUCGCUGCGCCGCCGCGUCCUGCCCCUGCGACACAGGCUGCCCCGCUGUGCGCGUCACGUGGAGUAAACACUGUGGCCAGCGUCCGCUGCCCCAGCGAGACACUGUAGCGCUGUCCGGCGUCCUUGACGCGGAGCGCUUUUCGCAAGGUUAAGCCGUGAGCGCCUGUCUACUCGUUAACGCUCCCCACAGCUGACCCGAGAGAGAAUAAGAGGCACAGCCACAAUCGAUAUCAGGCCCACCGGUGACCCGCAUCCCGGGGGUUGCCAAAAUGGAUUUUCGUGCUGGCGUCGUCCUGUGGUUGGCAGUACUCUGUCUACAGUACCAAAUCUCUUCUGCUGAGCCUUCGUCGAACUGCUCAGCGUAUCGCGCUGCUAACCAUGACGAAGGUGGAGGUGACGUCAGAGAAAGCAAGAUCGCAGAGACCGCCCCGUGGUGUGGAGACGAGCAGAAAUCAGACGAGAGUGGGAAGAACUACCAGAGACAAAUCCGCACCCUGGCAGACAAUCGCCUUCCAGGUGUGGACGGGAUGCGCUCGAUGCAACGCCUGCCGUGGAUCGGCGGCGACAUCCAGAAGUUCGCUGCUGACCUGCACGACGCCAAAGUGAGGGCCGACGCCGAACGACAGCCGACCGAGGAGUUCCACAAGGUGGCUGAAAGUCUGAUGGAGCUUCUCGUGCGGAUCUCAGAGAAUCCUGAUCACUGGAGAGUGAUGACGAAGAACAUCCUCCAAGCGCGUGUGACCGGCGGCGACGGCGACGGCGUGCUGCCCCCAGAGGACAAGAAGAGCAGCGCCGACAACCGCAGCGACAACCCGCCGCCGCGGCCGGGCCGCACGCGCACGCCGGACAGCCGCAGGCGGCGGCUGGGCUUCAACCUCAACAAGAAGAAGAAGCCGCGUCAGAAGGGCCAGCGCCAGCGGCAGGGCCAGGCCGAGGGCCAGGAGAAGGACGCCGACGCGAACCGCACGGACGCGCUCGCCGCGGGCCGCCCGCUCACCGAGCAGGAGGCGCGCCGCCAACGGCUGCGGCAGCUGGCCGAGGCGGGCGUCGUCGUGCCCACCGUGCCAGCGCUGCCCAGGCCGGGGGCCGGCGGGGGCCGCGCGGGCGGCGGGGGCGGCAGGGGCGGGGGCGGCGGCAAGGGCCGCCGGCCAAAGGUGGCGGCGCCGCCCACCACCCAGCUGCCGCCCCGCGAGAACCAGCUGCUCAAGCAGGACUGGCGCAACUUCCAGCAGCAGAAGAUGAUGUGGAAGCACACGCGGCCCACCUUCGAGCCCGAGAACCCCGGUCAGGGCAAGGUCAGUACUGCUGCUGCCUGCCGUAUCAAAACCGUAGACCAGACUGGGUCUGAAGCCAGGAACCUUACCUUUGCAUGA